AUGUAAUUACAGUAGCCACUUUUCAACAUCAAGAGAAGGUUAGCAUUUUCUGAUGAAAAUACUCAUUAACAGAUGUUGUUAUCUUCACUUCACCAGCUUAAUAUUAUGAACAAAGAAAAACCCUACGUAAACCCGUCUUUGUGCCAGACCAAGCAUGGAGCACAAUAAUAUGAGAGAUCAGGGACUAGAAAGGACCACCUACGUGUUAGAUACCAUCGACGCUGUGGCAGAGAGAGUUCGUGACCUGUGGGAAUCGCUACAGUACAAGGAGGAAAUAAACUCCAUCGCUGCUCAGAGUAAGGCCAAUGACAGCAUUCACGCGGAACGAGAGAACAGAGCCUCAGCAGCCGGUCCCAGUUCAGAACCCAGCAUGGGUGUGUGGGGCCAUCAGCUGUCUAAGAAGAAGAAAAAGUACGUGGACGAGGAGAUGACGAAGCUGGUGCCUGUUCUGGAAGGGGAGGUCAGAAAACUGGAGGACGCGGCUACCAGGGCGGUGCUGCUGGGGUUUAUCAACCAUUUCAAGAGACUGCAAGAAUUUGAGCGUGAGCUAGGGCUGGAGCGUGACGAAGUGCUGGGCGAGAUAAAAGACGGGCUGGUCACCACUGGACAGCAGGAAGCGCGCAGACCUUCAGUAACAGCGGAACAGCUCGAAGACGAAAUUGGAGAUCCGGAAUUCCACAACCGGAUAAAUGGUAGUAUCAACCGAUUCCAGCAGUGGGUGGAUUUGGAAAACCGGAUGGAGAAGGCCAAUGACAUGAUCAAGAACUUGGAAGGGGAUUUGACCAAAGGCAAACUGGACAGAGAGAAAACGAUGUCCAACCUGCGGAAGGAGCAGGAGAAGAAACGACAACAAGGCCCUUCUGGUCUUCUUCAAGAGGUCAAGACCAAAUUAGAAUCUGCGUACUUCAGGAAACUGACCGCAGAAGAGCAGUCUUCGGUGAUCUCUAGCAGCCUAGCCAUCAUAGACACUGUGCAGAAAGAAUCCGUCAAGGCUAACGCAAAGGGAGACCAGCUUGAGAGCGAGCUGGAGGACAAGAAACGCCAACUUGCGGUCCUCCGGAGUAAACUGAACAAUCAUCCUGGUUUGAUGCAAGCAAAAGCAAACGAAACAGCUGAAAAUGACAUAAAGGCGAUGCGGAAACGGCAGCUGUCCGGGUACUGCACCUCGCUGUGCAGCCUCCUGCAGCAGAUGGAGAAAGGGAGCAGUCGGGCCCGGGACGACCGGGAGAGAGACCAGCCACUCAUUAAGAAGUUGCUGCAGAACGUGAUGGGUGUGUCUGACGCCCUGGCCGACCUCUGUGGGAAACUCGAGAACGCGGGCUUCGAUGAUCUGGGCGGUCUUGACCCGGAUGUCCUUGAUGUGAGUGACCUCUGCGUGCAGGACGAGCGGGCAGUCAGUCAGCUGAAGGAGACGGUGUUUGAACUUCUGGACAUCCAGAGGAAUAUGGGAGACAAUAUUAAGGAGAUCAAACGAGCUGCCAACAACCCAGGACCGUCGUUUUUAGACAGGGGGGAGCUGAUUAAAAGUCUCGGAAAGUUCCCGAACAGAGAUGAAGCUCAGGAAGCCCAUGUGAUGUCUUGCGCGGAGCUGAUGACAGCAAGCUCUGCCGAUUUUGUCAAAUUUAUGACACAAAAGUUCCAGUCCUUAGACGCCCUUCAGCUCAUCGAUACUGCGCUCUACACUGGCAGACAGGAGGCUUUAGUCCUACGAUACAACCUGCUCCAUCAGUUCACUGCAGCAGAAAUCAAACGCUCCCCUUCCGGUAGUCGACUACACCCACUUCCGAUAGACACUCGCGCCCCUGCUCCUGAAGCAACGUUCAAGGACUCUCAGGUCGAGUCGAGAAGUGCAGCCACCGAGCGGAGGACAGACAUCACGUCAGAAGAUAGUGAAAAUAAGCUGCGGCUCCGGGGGAAACGCUCACGUGCGUUAAUGAUAGAAGUGAGCGGGAAUGGCACGUCUUUGCAGGCCCCGGAGAGUGGAGAAGGUGUUUCAGAAGAAGAAGGAGAGGAGGAGAAGGUCGCGGCCUCUGAUGCUAUGGACAUCAGUGAUGCGAGUGAUCGGCGAAAGGUAGAAGUCCCAAAGGUCUCAGAUUCAACGGAAUACCACCAUGUUGAGGAAAACAGAAGCAGUAACAAAAUAGACAAGUUGACCCCAAGUGUGGCAUCUCCCUCAGAGUCCGACAUCAUUAGUGGUUCAGGAUCUUUGAAAACUGAGGAAAUCAGGGGAACAGUAGGCGAGUAAACGUACUUGGACAGCUUUUAUAAAAAUGUUGAAUUUUUGAAGUUGUUGUUGCUGCUGAAGCUGUAUUGUUUUUAUUAGUUAGUUAGUUAGUUUGUUUGAGGGUUUUUUGAUUGUUUGUUUGUU
Messenger RNA from Aplysia californica (California sea hare), 2368 nucleotides. RefSeq lists its product as uncharacterized. The record is from RefSeq and is a predicted model, not a curated record. The coding region runs from base 155 to 2245 and encodes 696 amino acids. Lineage: Eukaryota; Metazoa; Mollusca; Gastropoda; Aplysiida; Aplysiidae. The transcript is spliced from 10 exons.